This is a messenger RNA of Xyrauchen texanus (razorback sucker), 2839 nucleotides long. RefSeq names its product NACHT, LRR and PYD domains-containing protein 3-like. Gene Ontology annotation, molecular function: protein binding. The transcript has 7 exons. Lineage: Eukaryota; Metazoa; Chordata; Actinopteri; Cypriniformes; Catostomidae. Bases 46 to 2667 code for a protein of 873 amino acids. The record is from RefSeq and is a predicted model, not a curated record.
UUGGACUCCAUUUUUGAGGAACUUGAGCACAAAAUCAUCUCUCUGAUGAAGAAAGAGCUGAAGAGUAUCAAGAGACUACUGAUCUCAGAUUCCCCAGCAUGCUCUGAGAGAGAGGAGGAGGAUGAUGAAGGUCAGAGCAGAGUCAGAGAGGGGUUUCUGAAGAUCACACUGCACGUCCUGAAGAAGAUGAAGCAGACAGACCUCGCUAACACACUUCAAACCAAACUGAUUUCUGUGCAUCAACAAAAACUCAAAACAAAACUAAAAGAGAAAUUCCAGAGAAUUACUGAAGGAAUGUCAAAUCAAAGCAGCUCAACACUUGUGAAUGAGAUCUACACAGAGCUGUACAUCACAGAGGGAGGGAGUGCAGAGAUCAAUAAUGAACAUGAGGUGAGACAGAUUGAGACAGCAUCCAGGAGAGCAGAGACACAGGAAACACCAAUCAAAUGCAAUGACAUCUUUAAAGCCUUACCUGGACAACACAAAGCCAUCAGAACUGUGCUGACUAAAGGAGUUGCUGGAAUUGGGAAAACUGUCUCUGUGCAGAAGUUCAUUGUGGACUGGACUGAAGGAAAAGCAAAUCAGGAUGUUCACUUCAUAUUUCCACUUCCUUUCAGAGAGCUCAAUCUGAUGAAGCACACAAAUAUCAGUUUGAUGGAUCUUCUUCAUCAGUUUUUCACAGAUACAAAAGAACUGAGAGAAUUGAAAACAUUCCUUGAUGACUACAAAGUCAUUUUCAUUUUUGAUGGUCUGGAUGAGUGUCGACUUCCUCUAGAUUUCCAGAACAAUGAUAUUUUGUGUGAUGUGACAGAAUCGGCCUCAGUGGAUGUGCUGCUGACCAACCUCAUCAAGGGGAAUCUGCUUCCUUCUGCUCUGCUCUGGAUCACCUCUCGACCAGCAGCAGCCAAUCAGAUUCCUCCUGAGUGUGUUGACCAGCUCACAGAUGUACGAGGCUUCAAUGACCCUCAGAAGGACGAGUAUUUCAGGAAGAGAAUAAAAGAUGAGCGUCUGGCCAACAGAAUCAUCACACACAUGAAAUCAUCAAGAAGCCUGUACAUCAUGUGUCACAUACCAGUCUUCUGUUGGAUUUCAGCCACUGUUCUCCAGAGACUGUUGAGUGAAGCAGAGAGUGCAGAGAUCCCCAAGACUCUCACUCAAAUGUUCACACACUUCCUGAUCUUUCAGAGCAAACUGAAGAGCCAGAAGUAUGAUGGGAAAUGUGAGGUGGAUCUUCAGCAGGCUAGAAAGAGGAUUCUGUCUCUGGGAAAACUGGCUUUUCAACAGCUGGAAAAAGGGAACCUGAUCUUCUAUGAGGAGGACCUGAGAGAGUGUGGCAUUGAUGUCAGAGAAGCGUCAGUGUACUCGGGAGUUUGUACCCAAAUCUUCAGAGAGGAGUUUGGACUGCACCUGGGGAAGGUGUUCAGCUUUGUGCAUCUGAGCAUUCAGGAGUUUCUCGCUGCUUUAUUCAAGUUUCUGCAAAACAAGUCAAGAAUGAGUGAUUUCCUGAAGAGUGAAGUGGACAAGGCCUUACAGAGUGAGAACGGACACCUGGACCUUUUCAUUCGAUUCCUUCUGGGUCUCUCACUGAAGUCCAAUCAGACAAUCUUACGAGACCUACUGACACAGACAGGAAGCAGCUCUGACAGCAAACAGGAAAUAGUUGAGUACAUUAAGAUGAAGAUCAGGGAGAAUCCCUCUCCAGAGAAAUCCAUCAAUCUGUUCCACUGUCUGAAUGAACUCAAUGAUCAUUCUCUAGUGCAGGAAGUACAAACAUACGUGAACAGAAGAGAUAUCAAUCGUCUCUCUGGAGUCCGUCUCUCUCCUGCUCAGUGGUCAGCUCUGGUGUUUGUGUUGCUGAACUCAGAAGAGGAGCUGGAUCAGUUUAAUCUGAGGAAAUAUGAUCCAUCACAUGAAUGUCUUCUGAGGCUGCUGCCGGUGAUCAAAGCAUCCAGAAAAGCUGAUUUGAUGGGCUGCAAUCUGACAGAGCAAAGUUGUUCAGCACUGGCCUCAGUUCUCAGCUCAAACUCCUCAAGUCUGAGAGAGCUGGAUCUCAGUAAUAAUGACCUGCAGGAUUCAGGAGUGAAGCUGCUCUCUGAUGCACUGAAGAGUCCUCACUCUACACUGGAAAUACUGAGAUUUGCAGCUUGUAGAGUCACUGGUCUGUGCUGUGAAAGUUUGUCUUCAUUUCUACAAUCAUCAAAAUCCCUGAGAGAGCUGGACCUGAGUAACAAUGACCUGCAGGAUUCAGGAGUGAAGCUGCUCUCUGAUGCACUGAAGAGUCCUCACUGUAUACUGGAAAUACUGAGAUUUGCAGCUUGUAGAUUCACUGAUCAGUGCUGUGAAAGUUUGUCUUCAUUUCUACAAUCAUCAAAAUCCCUUAGAGAGCUGGACCUGAGUAACAAUGACCUGCAGGAUUCAGGAGUGAAGCUGCUCUCUGAUGCACUGAAGAGUCCUCACUGUAUACUGGAAAUACUGAGAUUAUCUGGCUGUAUGGUUACAGAGGAAGGCUGUUGUUCUGUGGCAUCAGCUCUGAGAUCAAAUCUCUCACGCCUGAAAGAGCUGGAUCUGAGCUACAAUCACCCAGGAGAAUCAGGAGUCAGGCUGCUCUCUGAAAGACUCAAUGAUCCAAACUGCACACUGGACAAACUUAAGUAUGUUGAACUGUAAAACCCUGUUUAUACCCAUAUUAACCCCUUAAACCCAGGCCCUAAUUGGUCUUGAAUUUAUUGAAUGGUCAGUGAAUUCACUGAAACAGCACCUGUAUUUAUUCCUUUUAAAAAAUGGAAAUCCUUAACAAAUACACACAGAAGACAUAUAUUUUUAGUGUUUCAUUAGAAUG